Asparagus officinalis (garden asparagus) is the source of this 817-nucleotide messenger RNA. RefSeq lists its product as uncharacterized. The coding region runs from base 96 to 545 and encodes 149 amino acids. The transcript is spliced from 2 exons. NCBI's taxonomy places the organism in Eukaryota, Viridiplantae, Streptophyta, Magnoliopsida, Asparagales, Asparagaceae. The record is from RefSeq and is a predicted model, not a curated record.
CCCGCCCCACUCUUUCUUUCUCUUUUUAAAGGGCCAGUCCGAGUUCUUGGAUAACCGUUGCUGGCUGAUUCUUCAUUCGUUAACAAGAAUAAGCAAUGGCAAUGGCUCCACAUCAAAACCUCGCCCUGAUGCUACUCCUGCUCUCACUCUACGCAACUGUCUCAAACUCCCAAAACGCAUUUCCAACACAGCACGGGCUAAUGUACGAGAAAAAUCCUGCAGAAUCGUCUGCACAAAUGGUUGGAUUCUUUGGUCAACCAAAGGUUGAGAUGCCAGAGGCGCGCGAUCCUCGCUUAAGUAGUUCUGCAGGAACAAGUGGUGGUGAAGCAGAAGCAGUUACAGAUACAGACGUUGGUCACAGUGGUGGACAUAGGAAGUCGGGUGUUGUAAUUGCUGGGAUUGUUUUUGCUGUCGUUGGUGUCGCCUUGGUUGCUACCGGGCUUGUUGCUUAUGUAGUUAAAGCACGUAAGCCACAAGAAUCUUCGAGUUCCGGUACUGGAUUUGUCAGUUUGGCUCAAUGGAGAACUUAUCCAGAGGUUUUGUGAACGCAGAUUUUAUGGUAUGUUCGCGUUGUCUGUAAACAGUUUCUGUGUGGUUUCCUACAGUAGCUUUCCUUUUGGCUCCGAGUUGCAAGUUAGGGAACAUUUAAUGUAAAUUCGAGACUAUGUAUGACUCUGCAUAAUGCCAUGUUUGGUAUAAGCCCCUCAGUUGUUAUCGUCUAUGUUCAUGUUUUUGCAUGUAAACGAUUCCAGUGUGCUCUGGUAUAGUAGCUUGUUAAAUUCUUUGAAUUUGAGUUUCAAGUUAAGAUUUUCGAAAA